CCGGCCUGUCUCAGAGCCUUCAAGUGAGUCAGCCACAGGUGAAAUCCCACCUCUAUCUAUUGGCAGACUUGCGUCUUUUCCUGGGCUUCUAUUUCCACAUCUGUGCAAUGGUAACAGUUAUUUAUGGUGGCUGCUGAAUGAGGUAGUGUGUGUUUGAGCAAACCCAGGGGAAUUGUUCAAACAGAGGCUGCUAUGACUAUUGCUAUAGUGACUGCUGUUGUAGUCACGCUGAGUGAGACAAAGAGGUUGAAGAGGGUCAGGGGAGGAGUCCUGGGAAGUUCUCCAGUCACCCUGAAAAACCGGUUCAAUCUCUAUCUGUGCUCCCAUCCCAGGGAGUAUAGGUGGAGCCUCCAGAGCCCAUGGACAGGGCAUACUGGGGCUGGGCCAGCCUCAGUGGUAUCUCUAAGGCACCCUGGGAUCCCCACUGAGCUGGCCUACUUCAGACAGCCAGGGCCCACCCCUCUGGCCCCCUUAGUGUCCAGCUCGUGGCCCCUUGGCAUUUCCACAAGACGCCAAGAUGGAGAUUCCCAUGGGGACCCAGGGCUGCUUCUCAAAGAGCCUUCUGCUCUCAGCCUCAAUCCUGGUCCUCUGGAUGCUCCAAGGCUCCCAGGCAGCCCUCCAUAUCCAGAAGAUUCCAGAGCAGCCUCAAAAGAACCAGGACCUUCUCCUGUCAGUCCAGGGUGUCCCAGACACCUUCCAGGACUUCAACUGGUACCUGGGGGAGGAGAUGUAUGGAGGCACGAGGCUAUUUACCUACAUCCCUGGGAUACAACGGCCCCAGAGGGAUGGCAGUGCCAUGGGACAGCGAGACAUCGUGGGCUUCCCCAAUGGUUCUAUGGUGCUGCGCCGCACCCAGCCUACAGACAGUGGCACCUACCAAGUAGCCAUUACCAUCAACUCUGAAUGGACUAUGAAGGCCAAGACUGAGGUCCAGGUAGCUGCUGCAAGCAAAUGUCAACCAGAGUUGCUAUCUCAUUUGAGGCUCAACUGAAGAAGAAUCUACUUGGAAACCAGGGUGUUGGUAAGCGAGGAGACCACCCCUUGUAUUGUCUUAUGCCCAAUUUCUGCCUCCAAAGAAAGAAGAAGUAAAAACUAAAAGGCAGAAAUGAAAUCCACAGGCAGACAGCCCAGUGCCACACCUUGGGCCUGGUAGUUAACGAUCGACCCCUGACCUAACUGGUUAUGUUAUCUAUAGAUUCUAGACAUUGUAUGGAAAAGCACUGUGAAAAUCCCUGUCCUGAUCUGUGCCAUUCUGAUUACUGGUAUGUGCAGCCCCAAGUCAUGUACCCCCUGCUUACUCAAUCAGUCACGACCCUCUCAUGCAGACCCCCUUAGAGUUGUAAGCC
Messenger RNA from Rhinopithecus roxellana (golden snub-nosed monkey), 1346 nucleotides. Its product is annotated as carcinoembryonic antigen-related cell adhesion molecule 19-like. The record is from RefSeq and is a predicted model, not a curated record. Bases 518 to 991 code for a protein of 157 amino acids. The transcript has 3 exons. NCBI's taxonomy places the organism in Eukaryota, Metazoa, Chordata, Mammalia, Primates, Cercopithecidae.